Molecule: messenger RNA, 564 nt
Organism: Penicillium verrucosum
Lineage: Eukaryota; Fungi; Ascomycota; Eurotiomycetes; Eurotiales; Aspergillaceae
Exons: 3
Coding region: 1-564 (187 amino acids)
Source: RefSeq, a predicted model, not a curated record
AUGCCGCGUGGCCUUAGCAGCCCAUAUUCUCCCCCUCAACAUGUGCGCUUACACCCACCUUUUGAGGAUGGAUACGCGUGGUCUGUAUUGCAGGGUAAGGAAUAUCUCCUGGACAAAACUCUCGGUAACGGCACGGUGGGCCGCUACGAAGAAAUUAUAGAGGAGGUUGGCUCGUCGUUCGAAGCGGUGACCCCACAGAGGCACCAACCGGAAUGCGCAGAGCAUAGCACAACAUCAAGUGAUAAGCACAAAUCUCCCGAGGCUAGUUCCACGUCAUUCACGCAGAUAAUCCGGCAGCUGGAAAACGAAAAACAACUUCUCGCCAUCGAGCUUGAAAGCACCCGAGCAUACUCAACACAGCUGCUCCGCAAAGACGGAGAGUGGCAGGAAAAGACCUGCAAUCUUGGAAAAGAACUACAGGAAUCUAGGUCUUCAGUCGACCAGCUUGAGUUUGAGCUGAGACGGGCGAGAGAAGGGAUCAUUGCAGCGACGACGGUUUUGCGUAACUGUCAGCAUUCGAAAGAAGACAGCACUAGCCUAGAACCGAAUGAUAAGGAUCCUUAA